AUGAAGAAGAGAUUUGUGCCCCCUCAUUACUAUAGAGACUUGUUCAAUAAGUUGCAAGGCAUAACUCAAGGAUCAAGGAGUGCGGAGGAGUACUAUCAAAAUUUAGACAUGGCUAUGACCAGAGCCAAUAUUGAAGAAGAUCCUGAGGCUACUAUGGCACGUUUCUUGGGUGGUUUGAAAAGGGAGAUUGCUGAUGUUGUUGAAUUGCAGCACUACAUGGAUUUCGAGGAAAUGCUUCAUAUGGCUAAGAAGGUAGAAAAGCAAUUAAAGAGGAAGAGUGGUUCAAGUAAGUUUUCUUCUACUCAAUCAUCUUGGAAAGGAAAUAAUAUGAAUAAAAAGGAUGAUGUGAAGAAGGCAGAAUCCAAGAAAUUUGAGCCAAAGAGUUUUUCAAAUGGUGAUUCAAGUAAGAGCUCUUCUAUGUCUAAACUCACAUGUUUUAAAUGUUUGGGAAAGGGGCAUAUUGCUUCUCAAUGUCCUAAUUCGAGAACAAUGGUUAUGCUUGAUGAUGGAUCUUAUGUGAGUCAAAGUGAAGGGGAAGAUGAAAAGGAAGCCAAUUCAUGUGAAGAUGAAGGUGAUCAAUGUGAAUUCAGUGGUGAUGAAGUUCUUGUUACUAUGAGGGCAUUGAAUAUGCAAGUUCAAGAAGAAGAGGCCCAAAGGCACAAUAGAUUCCAUGCAAGAUGCAAAGUGCAAGAUAAGGUAUGCAUGCUUAUAGUUGAUGGUGGAAGUUAUACUAAUUGUAUAAGCACUUAUCUUGUAGACAAGCUGGAGUUGCCAAUGAUCAAGCAUCCUACACCAUACCACUUGCAAUGGCUCAAUGAUAGUGGAGAAAAAAGGGUGAAUAGGCAAGCUAUGGUAAAAUUUUCCAUUAGUAAAUAUGAGGAUGAAGUUCUUUGUGAUGUAGUAUCAAUGAGUGCAGGUCAUAUUCUACUUGGACGGCCAUGGGAGUUUGAUCGGGAAGCCAAUCAUGAAGGCAAAUCCAACAAGUACCGAAUUGUUCACAAACAAAAGGCUUAUACCCUUGUACCUUUGACACCCCAGCAAGUACAUAAAGAUCACUUGAGAAUGAGGGAAAAAAGGCUUGAAUAUGAAAGUGAGCUAAAAAAACCUACGGAGUGUGUUAAAAAAGAGCAAAAAACAAGUGAGAAAAAAAUGCUAGAAUAUGAAAGUGAGCUGAAAAAGCCUAAGGAGUGUGUUGAGAAAAAGCCAAAAGCAAGUGAGAAAAAAUGUGCUUUCUUUGCCAGCAUGAGAGAUGUAAUUAAGGCCAUGAAUUCUCAGAAACCAGUGAUUAUGCUUUUGUACCAUGAAACUUGUUUGGUUACUAAUGAGUUACCUAACGAUUUGCCUUUAGAAAUUGUUGGUGUUUUGAAUGAUUUUGCAGAUGUGCUAACCGAGGAAGUGCCCGAUGGAUUACCUAUAAUUCGAGGUAUUGAGCAUCAAAUUGAUUUCCAGCCCGAUGCAACUAUUCCAAACCGUUCAGCAUAUCGAGCAAAUCCGGAGGAAACAAAAGAACUCCAAAGGCAAGUCGAUGAAUUGUUAUCUAAAGGACAAAUCUGUGAGUCUCUAAGUCCUUGUGCUGUUCCUGUGAUUUUAGUUCCAAAAAAAGAUGGUACAUGGUGCAUGUGCAUUGACUGUAGGGCUGUUAAUAAAAUCACCAUUAAGUAUCAUCAUCCAAUUCCUAGAUUAGAUUGA
This is a messenger RNA of Carica papaya (papaya), 1689 nucleotides long. RefSeq lists its product as uncharacterized. NCBI's taxonomy places the organism in Eukaryota, Viridiplantae, Streptophyta, Magnoliopsida, Brassicales, Caricaceae. The record is from RefSeq and is a predicted model, not a curated record. Gene Ontology annotation, molecular function: nucleic acid binding; zinc ion binding.